This is a messenger RNA of Musca vetustissima, 3975 nucleotides long. It is a transcript of the gene Sec31, whose product is annotated as protein transport protein Sec31A. The coding region runs from base 41 to 3958 and encodes 1305 amino acids. Gene Ontology annotation, biological process: COPII-coated vesicle cargo loading; endoplasmic reticulum to Golgi vesicle-mediated transport; intracellular protein transport. The record is from RefSeq and is a predicted model, not a curated record. Lineage: Eukaryota; Metazoa; Arthropoda; Insecta; Diptera; Muscidae. Gene Ontology annotation, molecular function: protein binding; structural molecule activity. The transcript is spliced from 11 exons. Gene Ontology annotation, cellular component: COPII vesicle coat; endoplasmic reticulum exit site.
AGAUUUUUGUUGGAAAAGAAAUUGAAAUCACAGUGCCAAGAUGAAAAUCAAAGAGCUACAAAAAACCGUGAACAUUGCCUGGUCACCAUUGCCACAGAAUCCAAUUUAUUUGGCAGCCGGAACUGCAGCUCAACAAUUUGACUCGAAUGCAAAUUCUACAUUGGAGAUUUAUUCAACGAAUUUUGGUGAUCCCAGUUAUGAUUUGGAAUUGAAGGCAUCAGCACCCAGUCAAUAUAGAUUCCAGAAAAUUAUUUGGAGCCCAACAGGUUUUGGAGCUGCACACAACAAUGGACUAAUUGUGGGUGGCUGUGAGGGUGGUCAUGUUAUGAUAUAUUCCCCUGCCAAAAUGCUGGCCAAUGAAGAUGGUUUAAUUGCCCGUCAAGAUAAACAUACCGGUCCGGUGAGUGGUUUGGAUUUCAAUCCAUUCCAAAAUAACCUACUGGCAUCGUGUGCAUCCGAAUCGGAGAUAUUUAUAUGGGAUCUUAAUAACACGUCAACACACAUGAACCCUGGCACCAAAACUCAACCUUUUGAGGAUGUAAAAAAUGUGGCCUGGAAUCGUCAAGUGCAACAUAUUUUAGCUUCGGUAUUCAGUUCGCGUUGUGUUAUUUGGGAUUUACGUAAAAGUGAACAAAUCAUUAAACUUUCCGAUACACAAUCCCGGGUACGUUGGCAUGCUAUACAAUGGCACCCCGAGGCUGCCACACAGGUGUGGUUGGCAUCGGAGGAUGAUCAGGCGCCGGUGGUCCAAUUGUGGGAUUUACGUUAUGCCACAGCACCGGCCAAAACAAUGCAAAUACAUCAACGUGGUGUCUUGGGUAUGUCUUGGUGUCCACGAGAUAUUGAUUUGAUGGUAUCAUGUGGUAAAGAUAAUCGCAUUUAUUGCUGGAAUCCAAAUACUCAGUCACCGGAAGGUGAAAUUCUAUCGGAGGUGGCAACAACAGCCACAUGGUAUUCCGAUGUACAAUGGUGUCCACGCAACCCGGCGCUUAUAUCCAGUUCCAGUUUAGAUGGCAAUGUAUCGAUUUAUUCACUUUUUGGUGGGGUACAACAGCAGGUCCAGACAUCGAAUAAAAUUGCUGACUCAUUUCCGGGUAUGGAUCAAUUUGCCCAAGCUCCUAUUCCACAACAGGCGGCGCCCAUUAUAUAUCAGGAUUUGAAAUAUGCCCCGAAAUGGAUUAAAAAGCCAUGUGGUGUGACAUUUGGGUUUGGUGGCAAAUUGGUCUCCUUUAAUAACAAAACGAAAACUAUUAACAUUUCCCAAGUAACCACUGAACCUGUGCUCGUCGAAAGAGCCCAGGCUUUAGAAAAAUCCCUGGAAGAGGCCAAUUUUGUGGAUUAUUGUCGCAAGAAAGCCGAUGAAAUGCCAGAUCAAAAUGGCCGUUAUCUAUGGUAUUUUAUUAAGGCAAAUUUUGAACGUAAUCCCAAAGAAGAAAUUUUAAAUUUAUUGGGUUUCAACAAAGAAGACAUUGAUGGCAAAUUCUCCAAAUAUUUACCCGAAGAAGAAGAUGUGAAUCAACAAAAUCAAGAUAUAGAUCAAUUGAAUAAUCGUAUGGCCCAAUUGACACAUAGUGAUUCAACGGAUGUUGAAUGUGAUCAAAGUACAGAUGGCAGCACAAAUAGUUAUAUGCAACAACUUGACAAUAAUGCCAUAUUUGAUGGAAUUGCUGCAUCGCAAAAAGAUGCUGCUACUAGCGAAGAAGUGUCCAAGAAACCACAAUUUAAAAUACCCAGUGGAGAACAUGCCGAUAGCCUCAUUACCGAAGCUCUACUCACCGGCAAUCUCGAAGCUGCCGUUCAAUUAUGUUUGAAUUCCAAACGUAUACCUGAAGCAUUUAUUAUCGCCUCAACGGCGGGCAUUGAAUUUCUAACGAAAACACAAAAUCGUUACUUACAAGAACAACAAAGUGAACUGUCCAAUGUAAUAUCGGCAUUAGUGACACGCGAUUGGAUGGAUUUUGUAACACGUUGUACCAUCGAUUCAUGGAAGGAAGCAUUGGUGGCUGCCCUGCGACACAGCGAACGUAAAUUGGUUGAUAUUUGUGAAAAGUUAGGCGAUCGCCUGUUGAAUGAAAGCUCCGCCAAUCCGGAAUAUCUACGCAAUGCAAUGCUAUGUUAUAUUUGUGCUGGUAACAUUGAUAAGCUGGUCAAUGCCUGGUAUAAAUUGAAACAAUUGGAAAAUCAAAAUGCCAAUUAUAAAUUAAGUACCUCGGAACUGCAAGAGUUGGCUGAAGUGGUAAUGUUAAUGAAUAAAUCCCUGGAGGAACAGGGCAUUGCUGUGGAAUUGAAUAGCAAGGUGGCCGACUUCAUUAAGGAAUAUGGUGGUUUAUUGGUGGCUCAGGGUGCCUUCACUGCCGCCUUGACAUACAUUAUGGAGAUUAAGGCCUCUGCCACUCAUCCGGAUUUGGAUGAUUUGAAGCAGCGCAUUGUCAAUAUUGUUCAACCCCAGGCAAAACAAAUGCAACACAUGCAACAACACCAAUAUGGUAUUGGUCAACAAAAUCUUCUCCAACAAAGCCAACAACAACCGAGAGGUUCUUUCUCUCAUGCUUCCAAUCAAAAUUUGAAUUAUUUGGGCACGAAUACAACAAAUCAAUAUGCUCCCCCUGCCGCUAAUACAUGGAAUUCAAAUCCUGUUGGUAGUCCAAUGGCUCCCGGAGUAUAUAAUCCAGCGGCAGCACCUCCACCCGUUGCUCCAGUACCCACAUUAUUUAAUCCCGGUACGGCAGUUCCAACACCUGUUAAACCACCAACUAAUGACAAUUCACCCCAGCCACCACGUCCAUUGAGUACUUCAAGUUCUCAAGGUGGUACAACAAGUGGUGGAGGGUUAAUAUCGAGAGCUAAAUAUGUACUCGAUCCAUCUGUGGCUCCAGCCGGACCCGUUGGAGGUUAUGGUAAUACAUAUCAACCACCAGCACCAGUUCUUCAACCAGCUGUGGCCGCGCCAAUGCAAGCACCCACAUCAUUUAAUACAACACCAUUUAAUGCUGCAGCUCCGGCGCCACAGAUAAUGCAGCCAACAUUCAAUUCGGCACCAUUCAGUAAUAAUGCAUAUAUGCCGGGUGCUGGUGGACCCAUGGAUUCGGCCAGUGCUGCCGUACCACCACCACCAAUGCAAAAUAUUCAACGUAAUCCAACACCACCACCCGGUUGGAAUGAUCCACCAGCAUUGAAAUCAUCAAGACCGCCCAAGAAGCCUGAGGCGGCACCCUCAGCCCCAGCACCCAUAACACAUCCGCUGUUCGGUGUUGAUCCCAAUCAAAAUCAAAAUGGUUAUAUGGAUCCCAAUGCUCAGUAUCAACAGGGAGGUAUGCCACCACCAAACCAACAACCCAUGAAUGUCUUGAAUCCAGCCCAGCCACCACAAAUGGGUUCAUAUUAUAAUCCAGCAACAGCUAUGCAAAAUAAUAAUAUGCCACCCCAGCAGCAAAAUAUGAAUUUCCAAACAUCGGCUAUACCCCAACAACAACAGCAGCAGCAACCUCAACAGAUGCCACAAUGGCAAACUCAGCCAACACAGGGUAUGGUAGGAGGUGUUGGUUACAAUGAUCAGUUACAGCAACAACAACAGCAGCCACCACAACGUCAACCAGAGCCACCCAAACAAAAGCCACCACUACCAGAGGAAUAUAUUUAUCUACAAACGGUAUUGGAGGAAUUGAAAACCAACUGCUUAAAUGCUACCAAUGAUCCGCGCACCAAACGUAAAUUUGUUGAUGUUACCAAACGUUUGGAAAAUCUAUACGAUUGCCUAAGAGAUAAUAGGCUCCAUUCCGCCACCAUUGAUGCUUUAAAUCAAAUCAUACAAUUCAUACAAAUCGGUGACUACGGCAAUGCCUUGCAAGUACAUACUCAAAUUGCUUUCGGCUCGGACUUCUCCCAGUGUGCCGGUUUUAUGCCCGGCCUAAAGGUGCUAAUACAAUCUGCGUCCGAUUUACAAGUGUAUCUACGAUAAGAGAAAACUACGAAACG